This is a messenger RNA of Symbiodinium pilosum, 1815 nucleotides long. The record is from the annotation of a GenBank genome assembly. Lineage: Eukaryota; Dinophyceae; Suessiales; Symbiodiniaceae.
AUGAUGAAGAACGAGGCCGCUGCGGCAGAUGCAGAAGACUACACGGAAAGUGAUGACGAAGGUGCUGAGGGCUAUCGCAAGGGCGGAUACCACCCCGUGCACAUCGGCGAGAUCUAUAACGGCCGAUAUCAUGUUUUGGCCAAGUUGGGGUGGGGACACUUCUCCACCGUGUGGCUUUGCCAGGAUCUUACACAGCAGCGCUAUGUGGCAAUGAAGGUGCAAAAGAGUGCGCCGCAUUACACAGAAGCGGCGUACGAUGAGAUUGAGCUCCUUGCUGAGGCUGCCAAGCGGUGCAAAGACGAAGCUUGGGAGGAGACACAGAAGGGCCCAAGCCGUAACCUUUUUCCGGAGAUUCCGUUCACAGGUGUUGUGCAGCUCAUAGACUACUUUGAGCACUUCGGCGUCAACGGCAAACAUGUUUGCAUGGUAUUUGAGACAAUGGGCCCCAACGUGCUGGCUCUUAUCAAAAGGUACAACUUCAAGGGCAUCCCCUUGGACAUCGUGAGAAAGGUCACAACUCACACGCUCAUUGGCUUGGACUACCUGCACAGAGUCUGUGGCAUCAUCCACACCGACUUGAAACCUGAAAAUGUGCUGGUUGGAUGCCCGCGCGGGGUGCCUGUCAACAAGCAGGGGGUACCCCUCGUUGGCAAUGUGGAUCCCGCAAUGGUCGCAGCCAAGAGGGAUGGCAAACUGCAGAAGGAAGAGAAGAAGCAAGGCAAGAAAAAGGACAAAGACAAAAAAUAUGAUGAUGAUGAAGGCCAGGGAGAUGACGAAGCUGAAGCGGUCCCACGCCCGCCACCUGUGCUGGUACCUGAGGCCAUGCAGGCAGCACCGAACCCCUCCAGCCUCAAUGAGCCGCCGUACAUGAAGCCCUACCUGAAGCCAUCGCGAUCUGAUCCAACGCUGCUCUCGUCUUAUGGCGAUGAUAUGGUGGCCUUGAACCGGCCUUUGUACAACCAUGCCAUGAAGCCGCCGGGUGUGCCACACAUGCCAAACUACCCUGGCGCGACUGCUUUCACUCCAGCGGUGCCGCCGCCACCAUCGCAGACAGCUGCUGCACAUGCUGCAGCGGCUGCUGCCGCAGCAUGCCAGUCAACCUCGAAGCCUGAUUGUAUCGACGAGAAGCUGAUUGACGAAGUUUUGGGACUAGAUUUGUUCGACCAUGUUGGUGUCACUUACAAGGUGGCCGACUUGGGCAAUGCGUGUUGGGUAGAAAGGCACUUCUCCGAUGACAUCCAGACGAGGCAGUACCGUUCACCUGAGACAAUCAUCAACGCUGGCUAUGACACCUCUGCAGACAUUUGGUCAUUGGCCUGCAUGGUUUUUGAGCUCGCAACCGGUGACUACCUUUUUGACCCCAAGGCCUCCGACGAAUACCCACGAGAUGAGGACCACCUGGCACUCUUCAUCGAACUCCUGGGAUCCAUGCCAAAGGAUUUGAUCACCCGGGGUCGUCGCUCCAACACUUACUUCAACCGGCGUGGCGAGCUCCGGCACAUCAAGUCCCUGCGCUACUGGCCUUUGGCCGAGGUGCUCCUCCAAAAGUAUCACAUGCACGAGGUCGAGGCUCGCAGUUUGGCAUCCUUUCUCCUGCCGAUGCUCCACCUUUUGCCUGAAGACAGGAUUUCAGCGAAGGCUGCUUUGGAGCAUCCCUGGCUGCGAGGGGAGCCCAGUGAAGAUGUGAUUGACAUGGUCAACCGCAAUGCGUUGAACAUGCCUCGUCUUGGAGUUGCUCCACCCUUCGGAGCCAGAGACGGUAGAGGAGGCAUGGGAAUGGUGUUUCCAGAUGAGGAGGAGAUCGCACAACAUUAA